UCGGUCUGGAAUUAUUAAAACAAUCUAGUGAUAUUUUUAACAAUUUUGGUAGAACAACAGAGUAUUUGGAAUGUGCAUUUAAAGAUAGAAUUAAUACAAAUUAAAUGAUAUCUUUGAAAUGUGAAAUAAUAAUUGUGAAAAGUAAUAGUUUUAAGUGCCUAGGAUUGGUAUUACAAAGUAUUGGGAAAAUAUACGAAGUUAGUGUCCAGCCAAUGGUCCGAGACAAUUUCAAUACAUGAAGCAACACUUUUAACAAUAUAAAUACCGUCUAAACCGGGAUCAAGUCAGUACAGUUGUAUCAACCAUUGAAUCAGCAUAACAAUGAGAAAAGUCGUGGUGUUUUUGGGUGUGUUAGUCCUAGCAGUGCUAGUGCGAGGGCAUGCACUUAAGGGUGAAGAAGAGGAACUGCAGUUGGAUCAAGCGGUAGCUGCUUCAGGCCAUGGCCAUCAUCACGAGUCAGGGGGUGGUCAUGAAGGUCAUGAGCAUCACCACGAAAGUCACGGCGGUAAAGGAGAUAAAGGAUAUCAUUCCCAUCAUCACCACGACAAAGGAGGCCAUGGUAAGCACGGCAAGCACCACUCAGCCGGACAUCAUGCCGAAAAAGGUGGUCACCAUAAGUCGCAUCACGAAUCUGGAGGUCAUCACUCUUCUCACCAUGCUCACGGCGGUCAUCACAAAGGCGGUAAAUUCGGCGAGAAGAAAGGCCACAAGAAGGGACAGAAAACCAAGGGAUACCACGUCAAAGCACACAAAGACGAACACCACAAGAAACACAAGUUCUACGAUGACGCCCACAAAGGAGGUCACCACUCAAAACACGGUAGCCAUCAUGGUCAUCACGGAUCCAAAGCCGGUCAUCACAAGAAGGGAGGUUCCCACAAAUCUGGUUACCAUGACGAUCAUUUCGGUAAGAAAGGAUUCGGUCACAAAGGACACUACGAUGAAGACCACAAGGGACACAAGGGUCAUGGAGGUCACGAAAGCCAUCACUCCCAUCACUCAGACUAUGGAAAGAAAGGCGGACACGAGGGACAUUCUUCACACGGUUUCUCAUCAGGCAAACAUUAGGUUGUUACUUUUUGGAUGUGAUUUUGAUUUAUCUGUGUUAAAGUUGUUGAUUUGGUUGUUGUUUUUGAGUGAGAGAGUGAUAACAAUUUCUUAAUAAAAUUUUAAAAUAAA
This is a messenger RNA of Diabrotica virgifera virgifera (western corn rootworm), 1179 nucleotides long. Its product is annotated as histidine-rich glycoprotein-like. The record is from RefSeq and is a predicted model, not a curated record. The coding region runs from base 322 to 1068 and encodes 248 amino acids. The transcript has a single exon. Lineage: Eukaryota; Metazoa; Arthropoda; Insecta; Coleoptera; Chrysomelidae.